Messenger RNA from Peromyscus californicus insignis, 3208 nucleotides. It is a transcript of the gene Dusp7, whose product is annotated as dual specificity phosphatase 7. Bases 85 to 1344 code for a protein of 419 amino acids. The transcript has 3 exons. Gene Ontology annotation, molecular function: protein tyrosine/threonine phosphatase activity; MAP kinase tyrosine/serine/threonine phosphatase activity. The record is from RefSeq and is a predicted model, not a curated record. Gene Ontology annotation, cellular component: cytoplasm; cytosol. NCBI's taxonomy places the organism in Eukaryota, Metazoa, Chordata, Mammalia, Rodentia, Cricetidae. Gene Ontology annotation, biological process: negative regulation of MAPK cascade; protein dephosphorylation.
CGGAGACGCGGCUGGGGCCAGCGCGGCCGGGGCGCCGUCCCAGGGCUGGGUUGCCCGGCCCCGGCCCCCGGCCCCGGGCUCCCCAUGAAAAACCAGCUCCGCGGGCCCCCAGUGCGGGCGCACAUGUCGGCUUCGGGGGCGGCGGCGGCUGGGGGCACCCGGGCGGGGUCGGAGCCCGGUGCGGGAUCUGGGUCCGGCGCGGGCAUCGGGGCGGGAGCGACGACGGGAGCGGGGGCCAUGCCCUGCAAGAGCGCCGAGUGGCUGCAGGAGGAGCUGGAGGCGCGCGGUGGCGCGUCCCUUCUGCUGCUGGAUUGCCGGCCACACGAGCUCUUCGAGUCCUCGCACAUCGAGACGGCCAUCAACCUGGCCAUCCCGGGUCUCAUGCUGCGCCGCCUGCGCAAGGGCAAUCUGCCCAUCCGCUCCAUCAUUCCCAACCACGCUGACAAGGAGCGCUUCGCCACGCGCUGCAAGGCAGCCACCGUGCUGCUCUACGACGAGGCCACGGCUGAGUGGCAGCCCGAACCCGGCGCUCCCGCCUCGGUUCUCGGCCUGCUCCUGCAGAAGCUGCGAGACGACGGCUGCCAGGCCUACUACCUCCAAGGUGGUUUCAACAAGUUCCAGACGGAAUACUCAGAGCAUUGUGAGACUAACGUGGACAGCUCGUCCUCUCCGAGUGGCUCGCCACCCACCUCUGUGCUGGGCCUGGGGGGCCUGCGCAUCAGUUCUGACUGCUCGGAUGGCGAGUCAGACCGAGAGCUGCCCAGCAGUGCCACCGAGUCGGAUGGCAGCCCUGUGCCGUCCAGCCAGCCAGCCUUCCCAGUCCAGAUCCUGCCCUACCUCUACCUCGGCUGUGCCAAGGACUCUACCAACCUGGAUAUACUUGGCAAGUACGGCAUCAAAUACAUCCUCAAUGUCACACCCAACUUGCCCAAUGCCUUUGAGCAUGGUGGCGAGUUCACCUACAAGCAGAUCCCCAUCUCUGACCACUGGAGCCAAAACCUCUCUCAGUUCUUCCCUGAGGCCAUCAGCUUUAUUGAUGAAGCCCGCUCCAAGAAGUGUGGUGUCUUGGUGCACUGCCUAGCAGGCAUCAGCCGUUCAGUGACAGUUACUGUAGCCUACCUGAUGCAAAAGAUGAACCUGUCUCUCAACGAUGCCUAUGACUUCGUUAAAAGGAAAAAGUCUAACAUCUCGCCCAACUUCAACUUCAUGGGGCAGCUGCUGGACUUUGAGCGGACGCUGGGGCUCAGCAGCCCAUGCGACAACCAUGCUCCCAGUGAACAGCUCUACUUCUCCACACCCACCAACCACAACCUGUUCCCAAUCAACACACUCGAGUCCACGUGAGGCCUGAUGAACUGAUGGGUGCAGCACCAGGGUCUCCCAGCCUUCCACAGGGCCUGAUGGCAGGGGGAGGCCUAGCCUGCUGCUCCCCUGGCCUGAAGAACCCACAGAUGUCACCUGUGUCCAGAGAACCAGGCUGAGCUCCCCUGUUGUCCCGGGCAGGGCCACAGCAAGGCCGCUUGUGGUAGCACUUGCCGGAGUGGCUUCAGCUUUCCAGACGUGGGUUGCUGAAGUGAGCAUUGGCCUCAACUUUCAGACUUGUGGCUUGGGGGCCAGUGGGGCUUUGUCUCUGCCCCAGGACAUCCAUUCUGCUGAUGGCCCAGCCAUUGUGACUGUUUUUAAAGACAUAUCCACAGACCUGAGUUUACUACUUCUGGCAGGUAAAUCCAAGCUCCCUGGAGCACCGAGAGUAUUCGAGCUCUUCUUGAUUUUUUUCUUUCUUUCUUUCUUUUUUAACAAAAAGUGUUAUUUUUUCGGGCUACAUGCAACAGUGGAUUGUAUAAACCAAUAUUUCACCCCUUAAUCUGCAAGAGAGAGAGAGAUGUUCUCAGUUUCUUUUCUUCCUAUUUCAAAAAGCAACCAUUGGCGUGUUUUCUUUUUGUUUUCAGUGGAAAAGACAAACCACGUGUUCUUCACCAGAUGCAUUCUGCACAUGUGUGAAACCUCUGUUUUCCCAGCAGGCCAUUCUUGAAGGAGUGGGUGGGAGGCUGCUCUCCAGGCAUCAGGACCCCUGGUUAUACCAUCUCCUACCUGUGGCCCAGACCAGUUCAAUGCCUCAUGUGCACUGGCCAGUUGCUGCGAGUUGUACUUGGUGGGCACUGGUGGUCUCUGGGUUAUCUGCCCUCCUGCCCACCUUCUGAGAGUCCUGCAGACCUCUCCGAGGCAGAAGGUGGUGGUUCUGCCACGUCUUAGGGCUGGAAGUGCUGCCACAGGGGAAUGCCAAGCAGUAGUGUUAGCCAUGUGGGCUUAGUCCCUAAGAGGGCUGGGCCUUGGCCCUGUAUUAAUUUCCCUUCCAUUAUGUCAUCAUCUCUGUCUCUAACUGAGAAGAGAGACCCCACAGUGCCUGGGUACAGCGUGGAUGGUGGGGUCCACCCUGCCUCCCCAGUCUCUUCCCUCACCGUGGCUUUGAUCCGGUUACCACUCCCAGCCCCCUUGUCCAGGUGCACACCUGCCCUGGCCUGCUCUGCCUGUGCCUUUUACCUGCAGGCAACUGAACACCCACUGCAACCCAAGGAAGCGCUGGGGCAGGUGGGGCAAGGACAGGCCAGUGGAGGGAGUGUGAGGCUCUGGCUGCCACCCAGUAUCCAUAGCACAAAGCCACAGGUUCCAUAAUGCUCCCCCGGCUUUAUUCCUUUUCAAGCCUCUUCUCAUCAGAAACCAUGCGAAAUGGAAAGGGGAGUGCUGGGGUCCUGGUGGAGCCAGCACCCACAGUGGGCAGUGAACGAGGCCACAGAAAUGCCACCCCACCACAUCUUACCUCACAGGGGUGGUUUUCAGGGAUUCUUUAGGGCAGCAGGUUAAAAAUCUUGCCACAGUCGAGAAAUUGACAAAAAAAGCUUCCAUGCUGUACAUGGUAUGUCUGUCUGUCUGUCUCUCUCUUAUUAAAAAAAAAAAAUCUUGAAAGAUGGAUCAGAGUGUAAAUGAGGGUAUACCAGAGGGUGGCCAGUUUUGCUUUGUGAUCUUAUGAAGGAAAAUUUGUGACCCUACAUAUAUACAUAUAUACAUAUAUAUAUAUAUAUAUACACACACACAUACACACACACACACACACACACACACACACACACACACACACACACACAUAUAUAUCCCGAGCCAGCAACGGGACUUUGUUUAUAUUGCAAAUAAAUAUUAUUUUUUCUUUAAA